CGCCAAAAUACAAACAAAUCAGUAGCGGCUAACAUUUGGAAAGCGCGUGUGAUUUUGAAAAUUAUUUUGCUUAAAUGGUUGUUCUGUGAAACAAAAGCUUUAAAUACUUAAUUAAGUUAUAUAUUUAAAAUGUCCAAAGUAAAAAAUGAUAAGGUUCCGGCGAAGGACAACGCGCAGGGUGAAAAUAGUGACGACUCGUGUGGUGACGAUACAGCCAGCGUUAGCACUAAUAACACUUCGCGCAGCAAGUCACCUACCGUGCGGCGCUCCAAAGGCCACAGGCGCAGCAACAAACCGAAAGCACGAAAACCGUCAUACAAAUACGACUACCACGUCAAGGAAAAUCACGGACAAGCCAUUUUCGGCAUUAGCUUCAAUCAGUGGCUGGGCAACGAUGAGCCACAUAUUUUCGCCACUGCUGGCAGCAAUCGUUGCACAAUUUAUGAAUGCCCACGCCAAGGUGGCAUUAAACUACUGAUGUGCUACGCAGAUCCAGACCAAGAUGAAGUAUUCUACACAUGCGCGUGGUCAUACGACAUUAAAACAUCGCUGCCAUUGCUUGCCACUGCGGGCUAUCGUGGAGUUAUACGCGUUAUUGAUGUACAAAAGAAUGAGACUGUAGGCAAUUAUAUUGGCCAUGGACAGGCCAUUAACGAAUUGAAAUAUCAUCCGCGCCAACCGCAUCUGCUGCUCUCCGGCAGUAAAGACCAUGCCAUACGGCUUUGGAAUACACAGUCACAUGUUUGUAUUGCAAUUUUUGGUGGCGUCGAAGGUCACCGCGAUGAGGUGCUUUCUGUUGACUUUGAUUUUCGUGGCGAACGCAUCAUGUCCAGUGGCAUGGACCAUUCAUUAAAGCUGUGGUGCAUAAACACAAACGAUUUUAAAGAGAAAAUCGAAUUGUCUCGUACAUUUAAUCCAAACAAAACACAGCGACCAUUCCCAACAAUAAUGCAACAUUUCCCAGAUUUUUCUACACGUGAUAUACAUCGCAACUAUGUUGAUUGUGUGCAAUGGUUUGGCGAUUUUGUACUAUCUAAAUCAUGUGAAAAUUCCAUAAUCUGUUGGAAGCCCGGCCAAUUGCAUCAAGGGCUGUCACAACUUAAGCCAAAUGACCCAUCAUGCACAAUUAUAGCCGAAUUCGAUUACGAUGAAUGCGAAAUCUGGUUUGUGCGCUUCGGCUUCAAUCCCUGCCACAAAAUAAUUGCGUUGGGAAAUCAGCACGGUAAAGUGUAUGUAUGGGAACUCGAUCCAAGCGAUCCAGGGCAUACGUACACAAGUACACUAAAUAAUCUAAAGUGUAAUUCUCCUGUGCGGCAGGUAGCGUUCUCACGUGAUUCCACAGUACUGGUGUAUGUUUGCGAUGAUGGCAGUGUUUGGCGUUGGAAUCGCACCAGUAUUGUACAAAAGACGCCAUAAGGACCCAAAGAAGGGGAAUUAACGGUUUUAUAGUACUUAGUCAUCGUAGAGGCAAUUUGCUAUAACAUAAACUAACCAAAACGAAGAUACCAAUUAAAAUAUACCAAACUGGGGGAGUAAAUGUGCGAAAGUAAAUUUCGAAUAUGGAUUAAUAAUUUUAGUUAUUAAGUUAGUUUAUAUAAAUUUAGCGCAAAAAAUGUAGUUCAUUAGUGUAUUGUGGCUUGUAAAGAAGAGAAAAAUGAUGUGGGAUAUUUCUGUAAAAAACUUAAUGAUUUUAUGAGUAGAGCAUUUCCAAUGGAAAUUCAAAUUGUAUCCAUAAUUUGAGGUUAAGUGGCAGUUUUUAUUACAUUUAAUAUUUCAAUAUUUUUUGAAAAAUAUCAA
Molecule: messenger RNA, 1797 nt
Organism: Anastrepha ludens (Mexican fruit fly)
Lineage: Eukaryota; Metazoa; Arthropoda; Insecta; Diptera; Tephritidae
Product: polycomb protein esc
Exons: 4
Coding region: 130-1416 (428 amino acids)
Biological process (GO): negative regulation of transcription by RNA polymerase II
Cellular component (GO): ESC/E(Z) complex
Molecular function (GO): nucleosome binding; protein binding
Source: RefSeq, a predicted model, not a curated record